AUGGGCGAAAGCCCCGCCGUUGAACCGCCAGAAAAGCCCACAUGUGAAGCUCCCGAUGCGAACGAAGCCGCCGCAUGUACCGUAGUGCCUGUCUUGGCGGCUGUGUACUCUACAGCAGUUCCGAGCGCCGUAACGCUGCCUGACGGCGAAGCCACGAUUAUUGUUGCCACUGACAACGUGGGCACGGCGGCGGAUGCCCGCAAGCGGCUGUACAUGAGCGUGGCGGUAACCUACCUUGCUGCACUGUCGUUCGGCCUUUCCAUGGCCUACUCGUCGCCAGCGCUUCCGGGCAUACGGAAGGUCAUGGAAUUCAGUGACAGGGACAGCGACUGCUUCGGCUCCCUCGUCACUCUUGGUGCAGUCAUCGGUGGUGUAAGCGGGGGACGUCAGCUGAGCGUGACCGGACGGCGCGGCACCCUGAUCGCCGCAUCCGCUUGGUAUAUGAGUGGUUGGGCCUGUUUGGCGGUGGCCACUCCCAAAGCAGCGCUGUUCAUCGGCCGUCUGCUCACGGGCGUCGGUACCGGUAUGGUGGCGCUCGCCGUCACCGUCUUCAUAUCGGAGAUCUCGCCCUCCGAUCUGCGCGGGCGGCUUAACACGGGUGCCAAUCUGGUUCUGUCCUCCGGAAUCCUGGUAGUCUUUGUGCUGGGAAAGUUUUUCAGCUUCUCGAUGCUUGCCAUCUACUGCAUGGUACCAGCGGCCGUCAUGGGCAUCUCGCUGCUCUGGUGCCACGAAUCCCCACGAUGGCUGCUCAAGAACGGCUUGAGGGAUCGUGCGGCCGCGGCCCUGCGUUUCUACGUCGGUCCCUUCGCCGCCACUGAGCUAGCCGCAAUGGAGCAGGCCCUCGCGCACCGAGGUGGGGAGGCUGAAGCGAGCUUCACGCUGCGAGACCUGACCUCGCCGCGCAUCUACCGGUCUUUCCUGUGCGUCCUGCUGGUAAUGAGUAUGCAGCAACUGUCGGCCAUAGGUAUAAUCAUUACGUUCGCCCAGGACAUCUUCGAGGAGGCCGGCACGUCAGUGUCGGCGGAAAACGCGGCGAUUGCUGUGGCGGCCAUUCAAGUGGUCAUGGUGGCAUUAGCCACGGUCCUCGCCGAUCGCCUGGGCCGGAAAGUGCUGCUUCUCUUCUCAUCAGCCGCGUCCUCGGUAAGCCUCGCAGUGCUCGGCCUGUCCUUCCACAUCAAAGCGACCGUGGGGGACAAGUUCGUGAAGGCCUUCGGCUGGUUACCAUUGACCAGCCUAUGCGCCUUCUUCGUGGGCUACUCCGUUGGCCUAGGCCCUUUGCCGUGGGUGCUUCUGGGUGAGAUGAUCCCCCUGAAAGCCAAGGGAUUCGUGACGGGGACUUGCACCGCGAUUUUGUUCGCCGAAGCGUUCGUCCUCACUAUAAGCUACAACAGCAUCCGUGCAAUCCUGGGCACUGCGGCGACCUACUGGAUGUUCAGCGCAUUUCUCGCUGCGAGCUUCGUUCUCGUUUUCGUAUUUGUUCCCGAGACAAAAGGGAAGGACCUGGAACAAAUUGAGCGCCUUUUCGGACCUACCACAUCGUCACCGCUUGGAUCGUUAGCGAAGAGUGACGCUUCGAAUGCGAUAUAG
Molecule: messenger RNA, 1587 nt
Organism: Rhipicephalus sanguineus (brown dog tick)
Lineage: Eukaryota; Metazoa; Arthropoda; Arachnida; Ixodida; Ixodidae
Product: solute carrier family 2, facilitated glucose transporter member 8
Exons: 3
Coding region: 1-1587 (528 amino acids)
Biological process (GO): transmembrane transport
Cellular component (GO): membrane
Molecular function (GO): transmembrane transporter activity
Source: RefSeq, a predicted model, not a curated record